ACUGGAUAUACUGAGAUUACAAGAAUAAACAAAGUUGAGGGAUGGUUAUUUACAUAUUCGUUUUGAGUGCCUUUUAAUUAAAUUCCUAUAGUGAAAGUAGCAAAUAUGCUUGGAAAAUAUAGUGUUGUCGUUCAACCUUUAUCACGGUUAUUGGCGCAGAGAAAAACUUAUUUUCUUAAAGUACAACAAAGAAACGCGUCAGGAAAUCCGAAAUCUUCGCCUAAUGAAAACUCGAAUGAGCCCAUAAAGUUUUUUGGAAGUCAAGCCGCCAACUGGCGAGCUCGUGACACAAGGAGCGGCGGUUCCGAAGACACGUUAUGGUUUCAACCUUACGUCAUUUCUGGAAGUUUAGCCAUAUUUCUGUUAUAUUUUUGCAUUUUACGAGAAGAAAAUGAUAUUGACAGGCGGUUGGAAGGUAAUCUUUUUGACCAAGUAGCUGGUCUAGAAGAAGUACAACUUACUGUAAACUACAAAUAUAACAAGGAAAAUGGUCUUGACACAUCUGAAAUCGAGAAACGUUUAUCCGAAUUAGGAAUCGACAUAAAGCAGUUACAUAACCAGUGAUGUAUCUCAUUUAUUUGGUAGAUGUGAACGAAUAAAUACAUAUUUAUUCAUUUACGUAUGUACAUACAUACUAUAUGCAAAUUAUAUUGAGGAAAUCCUUAAUAGGAAUUCUUACAACUACAUACAGCACCCCUUAAAA
Molecule: messenger RNA, 703 nt
Organism: Rhagoletis zephyria (snowberry fruit fly)
Lineage: Eukaryota; Metazoa; Arthropoda; Insecta; Diptera; Tephritidae
Source: RefSeq, a predicted model, not a curated record